Molecule: messenger RNA, 1140 nt
Organism: Miscanthus lutarioriparius
Lineage: Eukaryota; Viridiplantae; Streptophyta; Magnoliopsida; Poales; Poaceae
Source: the annotation of a GenBank genome assembly
AUGGUGCAGCAAGCUUCGAAGGAGGUGAUCCCGCUGAUGACGCCGUACAAGAUGGGCCAGUUCCAGCUCUCCCACCGGGUGGUCCUCGCGCCGCUGACGAGGUGCCGCUCCUACGGCAACGUGCCGCAGCCGCACGCCGCCGUGUACUACGCGCAGCGCGCCACCAAGGGUGGCCUGCUCAUCGCGGAGGCCACGGGGGUGUCGCCCACCGCGCAGGGGUACCCGGAGACACCUGGCAUCUGGACGCAGGAGCAGGUCGAGGCGUGGAAGCCCAUCGUCGACGCCGUCCACCGGAAGGGUGGCAUAUUCUUCUGCCAGAUUUGGCAUGUCGGCAGGGUCUCGACCAAUGAUUUUCAGCCCGACGGGCAGGCGCCUAUCUCGAGCACGGACAAGCAGAUUUCUCCGGACGCCGAGUCCGGAAUGGUGUAUUCGAAGCCGCGCCGGUUGCGAACCGAGGAGAUCCCCGGCAUCGUCGAUGAUUUCAGGCGGGCUGCACGGAAUGCAAUUGAAGCCGGCUUCGAUGGUGUUGAGAUCCACGGUGCGCAUGGAUAUCUCCUCGAGCAAUUCAUGAAGGACAGUUCUAAUGACCGCACCGACGAGUACGGCGGCAGCCUGGAGAAUCGGUGCCGCUUCGCCGUGGAGGUCAUCGACGCCAUUGUCCGCGAGGUGGGCGCGCACCGCGUGGGCAUCAGGCUAUCGCCGUUUGUUGACUUCCAGGAUUGCGUGGACUCCGAUCCUGUGGCGCUUGGCCACUACAUGAUCCAGCAGCUCAACAAGCACGAGGGUUUCUCUACUGCCACAUGGUGGAACCUCGAAUGGCGAUCGUCGACGGCCGCAGGCAGAUCCCUCACAGGCUCUUGCUUGCCGUUCCGAAAGGCGUUUAACGGCACGUUUAUCGCUGCUGGCGGAUACGAUCGGGAGGAAGGCAACAAGGUAGUGGCAGAAGGCUAUGCUGACCUUGUCGCAUAUGGAAGACUCUUCUUGGCUAACCCGGACCUGCCUAAGAGGUUCGAGUUGAAUGCGCCACUGAACAAGUAUGACCGCUCUACAUUCUACACGCAAGAUCCUGUUGUUGGCUACACGGAUUACCCUAUCCUUGAAGACGGCAGCGAUACUGAUGAGUCAAGUUCUCAAGCUUAA